AUGACUGAGGUUCAGUCGAGUGCUGGUGCAGAACAAAAGUAUGGGGGUGCUGAAGGGGCGGAUGCUAUGUAUGUAAAGCUCGUAUCGUCAGACGACCAUGAGUUCUACGUCCGUCGAGAGCAUGCUCUUACGAGUGGCACCAUAAAAGCAAUGCUUUCGGGUCCAGGUCAAUUUCAAGAGAAUGAAACAAAUGUUGUACAUUUUCGUGAAAUACCAUCACAUGUAUUACAAAAAGUAUGCAGUUAUUUCGCUUAUAAAGUACGUUAUACAAAUAGUUCAAGUGAAAUACCAGAAUUUCCUAUUGCUCCAGAAAUUUCAUUAGAAUUAUUAAUGGCUGCUAAUUUUUUAGAUUGUUAA
Molecule: messenger RNA, 357 nt
Organism: Schistosoma mattheei
Lineage: Eukaryota; Metazoa; Platyhelminthes; Trematoda; Strigeidida; Schistosomatidae
Source: the annotation of a GenBank genome assembly